CUUCGAGGAGUUACAAAGAUUUAACUCAACCUUGAUACUGAAAACUGUACGAAAAGUUGCUCACUAAGCAUUCUUCCUUAAUCUCAGGCCACCACUAUUCUUCACACCUUGACGCUGUGCACUCGACAUCACUGCCCUGGAAACAAACUGACGGGAACAGAAACCACGCUAUCAAAGUAGUCAACAAGCCAAUAAGACUCACUGUCACACACACACACAUACACACACACACACACACACACACACACACACACAGUGGACCAGCAGCAGCAGUCACAGGAUUAAGCGAGGAGCGGCGAUGGCUGGGGACAAGACAGCGAGUGAUAAGGGCGGCGCGUGGCGGGUGCCGGACCUGUUGGCCACCAAGAUGCAAGGAGGCAACUUCAGCGAGGAUCAGGUGGCCUUCCUUAUCCAGAAGGUGACAGACGGCUCCAUGGACGACUGCCAGCUGGGUGCGUUGCUGGUGGCCAUCAAGGUGCGCGGCAUGAACUCUCAGGAGGUUGUGGCCCUCACCAGGUGUAUGAGGGACUCUGGGCGGGUUCUGGAGUGGCCGCAGGAGUGGCGCACAGUUGAUAAACACAGUACUGGAGGAGUGGGCGAUAAGGUGUCAUUGUCCCUGGUGCCCGCCCUGGCUGCCCUCGGCCUUCACGUGCCCAUGAUCAGCGGCAGGGGUUUGGAACACACCGGCGGCACUCUGGAUAAGCUGGAAAGUAUUCCUGGUUACCGGGUCGCGCUGACAGAGCAGGAGAUGCGGGCGGCCCUGGGGCAGGCGGGGUGCUGCAUUGUGGGCCAGACGAGCAACAUCACACCGGCAGACAAACGAAUGUAUGCCGCCCGGGAUAUCACCUCCACUGUUAACUCCCUGCCACUCAUUGUGUCUUCCAUAAUUAGCAAGAAGGCAGCGGGGGGCAUGAAGGCUCUAGUUCUGGAUGUGAAGUAUGGGGAUUCGGCCUUCAUGAAAACCGUGGAGGAGGCGAGGACACUGGCGAAGGCGAUGGUGGAAGUUUCAGGAGGGCUUGGCAUCAAGACCACGGCCUUAGUAACCGAGAUGAACAACCCCAUCGGGAAGGCUGUCGGCAACGCCCUCGAGGUGGUGGAGUCCCUGCAGUGCCUCAGAGGGGAAGGGCCGGCCGAUCUGCGCGAGCUUGUGGUGCAUCUUGGCGGGGAGCUGGUGGCGGCGGCGGGCGUGGCGGGCUCAGCGGAGGAGGGUCAGCGUGCCGUGGAGAGAGUCUUGAAUGACGGCAGCGCCCUCGCCUCCUUCAGGAAGAUGCUCGUGAUGCAGGGCGUCUCGGAGGAGGUUGCCGCUGAGCUGUGUGGAGAGAAACCCAACUACUCCAAGCUGCCCCGCGCCUCCUCCAUCACGCCUGUCAACGCCGCCACUACAGGUGUGAUAACUAAGUUGCACGCCAUGAGUCUCGCCCAGGUAUGUCAGAAGCUUGGGGCAGGGAGGGAGCGCACAGGUGACUCAAUUAACCUGGCGGUGGGCAUUGUGCUGAAAAAGAGCGUGGGUGAGCGAGUGGCGGCGGGCGAGGUGUGGGCGGACAUUCACCACGAUGGCCCCCUCGCCAUGACGCUCCUCGCCAAGGUGGCCGGCGCGGUGGUCAUCGAGGACAAGAACGCUUUCCCCACGCCCUCACGUAUCGCCGCCCGCAUCUCCUAGCCACCCUCCCCAUCGCUGCCGUGUCUCCUAGCCACCCUUACCCUUCCCCACCGUUGCCGCGUCUCACAGCCACUCUCUCUACCGCUGCGCUGGGGUGUCAAGACACUUAGGACAGAUUUCACAGUCACUUGAUAACGUUCCCAAGCAAAAGCCUUACCAACUUGGUAAAAGGUGUUACCAACACCUCGAUCUGAUUUCACAGCAGUUGUUUUCGUGGUUUCGGUGAUCCCAACCUGGUAACGAUCAUAACAAAACGAAUACCUCUGAUUCGGUAAUGCUGGUAUGCCGGAGUCCCCUUAUUAGACAAAAUGAGUCAAUUCAUGACAAAAGAACUGACCACGCCAGCACUGAAAGAGAGAGAGAGAGAGAGAGAGAGAGAGAGAGAGAGAGAGAGAGAGAGAGAGAGAGAGAGAGAGAGAGAGAGAGAGAGAGAGAGAGAGAGAGAGAGAG
This is a messenger RNA of Scylla paramamosain (green mud crab), 2110 nucleotides long. RefSeq names its product thymidine phosphorylase-like. Lineage: Eukaryota; Metazoa; Arthropoda; Malacostraca; Decapoda; Portunidae. The record is from RefSeq and is a predicted model, not a curated record. Gene Ontology annotation, molecular function: 1,4-alpha-oligoglucan phosphorylase activity; pyrimidine-nucleoside phosphorylase activity. Gene Ontology annotation, biological process: pyrimidine nucleobase metabolic process; pyrimidine nucleoside metabolic process. The transcript is spliced from 10 exons. Gene Ontology annotation, cellular component: cytosol. Bases 299 to 1660 code for a protein of 453 amino acids.